AUGCCUGACUACGAGGGUUUAUUUUUCAUCCUAUUACCAGUGUUUAUUAUGCUGGCCGCCAAUUUAAUUUUAUUCUUGCUAACUGCUAUUCAUUGUUCAAGAAUUAAAUCUGAAAUCAAUAAGUUCAACCCAACAAAUUCAAAAACAGAAAGUUUUCUUGUUUACAAAGAGAAAUUUGUAAUGAGCAUCAAACUAUUUCUGAUUAUUGGAAUCUCAUAUUUGCUUACGGUACUAUCUAUUAUAUUACGAAUUGAAGGGACAAAAUGGAACAUUAUUUACGCCGCUAGCAGUUUACAAGGUGUAUUUAUAUUUUUUAUAUUUGUGGCCAAUCUAAAAGUUAUUAUGGACUUAAGAAAAAAGUUUAAAGGUUCAAAUAUGGAUCACAGUAAGCCGACGCAAUUUAACCUUACCUCUGGGUCGUCAUAA
Molecule: messenger RNA, 426 nt
Organism: Macrosiphum euphorbiae (potato aphid)
Lineage: Eukaryota; Metazoa; Arthropoda; Insecta; Hemiptera; Aphididae
Source: the annotation of a GenBank genome assembly